Molecule: messenger RNA, 1207 nt
Organism: Salvelinus fontinalis (brook trout)
Lineage: Eukaryota; Metazoa; Chordata; Actinopteri; Salmoniformes; Salmonidae
Product: chromosome transmission fidelity protein 18 homolog
Exons: 10
Molecular function (GO): ATP binding; ATP hydrolysis activity
Source: RefSeq, a predicted model, not a curated record
GUGGUGCUGCUGUCAGGUCCUCCAGGUUUAGGGAAGACCACUCUGGCCCACAUCAUCGCUAAGCAUGCUGGGUACAACGUGGUGGAGAUUAACGCCAGUGAUGACCGCAGUGCGGAGCUGUUCCAGAAGCGUAUCGACACAGCGACCCUGAUGAGGUCAGUGCUGGGAGCCAAUGAGAAGCCUAACUGCCUCAUCAUCGACGAAAUCGACGGAGCGCCCGCCGCUGCCAUCAGCAUCCUAUUGGCCACUCUGAACAGGAAGGACAGCCAUGGGGCGGAGUCAGAGGCGGAGCCUCUAAAGAAGAAGAAGAAGAAAGAGUCUGUCCUCCUCCGUCCAAUCAUCUGCAUCUGUAACGACCUGUAUGUUCCAGCCCUGAGGCCUCUGAGGCAGCAGGCGUUUCUAUUGGCCUUCCCCCAGACACAGCCUUCCCGCCUGGCACAGAGACUGGCUGAGAUAUCCAGGUGCCAGGGUAUGAAGGCUGACGUGGGGACUCUGAUUGCUCUCUGUGAGAAGACGGACAAUGACAUCAGAUCCUGCAUAAACACACUGCAGUUCCUCCACGGCCGAGGGAAGAGACAGCUGGACGUGCAGGCGGUCCAGUCCAUGAGGAUCGGCCAGAAGGAUCAGAAUAAAGGACUGUUCAACCUCUGGCAGGAGAUCUUCCAACUGCCACGCAUCAAACGGAAGCGUGUGGGCGAGGAGCUGGAAGAGGGUCUUAGAGAAGGAGGCGGGGCCGAGAGACUACAGCACAUCCUUCACCUGGCCUCAUCCACCGGAGAGCACGACAAACUCACACAGGGUCUCUAUGAUAACUUCCUGUCUAUGCGUGUGAAGGACCCCAGUCUUGGCGGAGUGUGUCAGGCUCUGGAUUGGCUGGGCUUCUCAGACGGGUUGACCCAGGCCAUGCUGCAAGGACAAAACUUCUCUCUGAUGCGAUACCAGUCCUUCCUCCCCGUUGCUUUCCACUUCCUGUUUGCUCACACACACGUCCCCCGCAUCAACUACCCCCACAGCCAGUACGAGGCUCUAACUAAGACCUCAGCCAGCAGGAACGCUCUGGCGGCCAUGUUGUCUGAAGUCCCAGCAUGCAUCAGGACCAGAAUCAGUGAGCUCAGUCUCAGUCUGGACAUCCUGUCUCUCCUGCUGGACAUCAUCUGUCCUAAACUACGACCUGUGAACCCCCAGCUGUUCAGGGGGGGGGGGUUAG